Messenger RNA from Odocoileus virginianus texanus, 2153 nucleotides. The record is from RefSeq and is a predicted model, not a curated record. NCBI's taxonomy places the organism in Eukaryota, Metazoa, Chordata, Mammalia, Artiodactyla, Cervidae.
AUGGGGCUGAGGCUGAACCCUGACUUGGGGCUUCCAGGCUGUAGGACCCUGGACAAAAAGCCUGUCCUCUGUAAGCUUCUUCCGAAAGGGGAUGGCAAGGUCACUGCAUUUGCCACCAGGAAGAGACUCAAGCGGGUGGACGGGGCUGUUGUGAAAAAAGCUCAUAGACUGAGCUGCCGGGCGCCGAGGGCUCUGCAGAGCAGAGCGACACAGCGGACCGUGCAUCUCCCGGAGACCACUCGGGCUGUGUUCUGGGGCCAAGGCCGGAGCGGAGGCCGCAGCAGCCCUUCGGCGGGACGCGAGGCGGUGGGCAAGCGCGACGGCGACAAGGGCUGGAAGGAGCCUGCAGGGCGGGGCCCCGACCCGGGUGGGCAGGGCCCCAAGCGGGCCGAGGUGAGCCCGCAGAGCUGUCUUCUGCAGGACGGGGACGUGCAGAGGCACCUCUACCUCCAGGAUGUGAUUACGCAGGUGGCUGCGGAGCCAGAGAGGCCCAGGGUGCCUGAGUUCACCUGUCAGGUGGCUGGCUGCUGCCAGGUGUUUGACGCCCUGGAGGACUAUGAGCACCACUACCACACUCUGCACGGAAACGUCUGCUCCUACUGUAAGCGGGCCUUCCCCUCUGGUCACCUGCUGGACACACACAUCCUGGAGUGGCACGACUCACUGUUCCAGAUCCUGGCCGAGCGGCAGGACAUGUACCAGUGCCUGGUGGAGGGCUGCACGGAGAAGUUCAGGAGCAGCAGAGACCGCAAGGAGCACCUGGUGGUGCAUCACCUCUACCCUGCAGACUUCCGCUUUGAUAAACCGAGGAAGGGCAGAGGCCCAGCCUCGCAGGUGUCGACAGAAGCCGUGGGGGAGGACCAGGCACCCUCGGAAGGAGAGGCCAUGGAAGUCUGCUCUGAGCACGCAGAGGCCCACCCAGGACCUCCAAGAGAGAGGCGGGUCUACGGCCACAGGAUACCAUCGACCAUCUGUUUCGGGCAGGGUGCCUCUCGAGGAUUUAAAAGCACCAAGAAGAAAAGCAAGCGCCUGUGACGGCGGAGCCCGCCCGUUGCCCUGCUCAUCCCAGGCCGUGAAUAGCCAGCUGACCGAGGCCGUGGGGGAUGCAUGGGAUCCGGGAAGGGAUCCCUUGUGGGUGACUGGAGUGCAGAGAGCAGCCAGCACCCCUCACAAUGCCCUUCGGAGACACGUGGGGUAAAUGGUUUUCCUUCAGUGCUGUGAAUAGUUUGAGACGUGUGGAGUAAAGGGUCUUCAUUCACAUGAAGUAAACGGUUGUCCUUCUGUGCUGGGUGACAGUGAGGAUUUCGUCCUCAGUGGCCACUUCUCAGAGGGGGCGAUGGGCUGACAGGUCCCCGGGGGCUCUUCCUAAUUUUGGGGGGAUGCCCGCGGCCCUCGUGCCUGCGCUCGGGGGAGACUUCGGCCUUGGGCGGGGCUGCAAGGCCUGUGGAGCCAGAGGGACGUGGCCGGGCAGGUGGCCGGUUUGGCCCCGGUUUGGCGGUGCAGGCCUGCCCCGCUGAGCCUGGGACCGGGGACCCACCGGCUGGCUGUCCUCUGGGGCCCGUCCCCUCAGGGGCCCGUUUGGCCCUUCUCGCUGGGCGCUUGGGCCUGGGGCCUGGCCCGGUCAGCGGGUGCUGGUCUGGCCCCUCUGCGCCCCGCAGAGCCCUGCGGCCCCGGCAGCGCUGUGCUCGCUCGUCAGCCCGAGGGUGGCUCGUCUCCUCCGUGCUUUGCCGUGGCUCCGCUGGUGCUUCCGGCAAAGGCGCUCAUCACCCUGCCUGCUCCACGGAGGGUGUUCUGAACCUGGGCUUUUCUCUCUUCAGUUGGCACCUCUGCCCCAUUCUCUGUUCCUGCUCCUCCUAAAGCCCCAGAAAAUGCAUCAGACGCCCUCGCUCCGCCUUCUAACAGCCCUUCCCUGUCUCCUGUCCCUUAUCUGUCUUUGCUACAUUCUGGGUAAUUGCUCAAGAUCCAUUUUUCAGUUCACUGAUUUCCUUAUCAGCUGCUAGCAGAUGUGUUGUUGAACUCAUUUACAGUGUUUAAUUUCCAGAGUUAUGAUUCUCAGUUCUUUUAAGCGCUGUGUUGUUUUUCUAACUUGCUGGACUUUUGUAGCUUUUGUUAAUCUUCUCUUCAACUCAUUCUUCUUAAACAUAUUGAACUUA